AUGAGUGAAUCACAGGAGGCGAGCUCUCCAGUGGCUGGCAUUGGUGGUCCUGUGACCUGUGUCACCAAAGUUGAGCUGCGUGUGUCCUGCAAGUCCCUGUUGGACCGAGACACACUCAAAAAGUCUGACCCUUGUGUCAUCCUAAUGGUCCAGACUCAAGGGGAGUGGACUGAGCUGGAUCGCACAGAAGUGAUCAAGAGCAAUUUGAACCCAGUCUUUGCCAAGGUCUUUAUGCUGGAUUACUAUUUUGAGGAGGUGCAGAAGUUGCGCUUCGAGGUUUAUGAUAUACAUGGAACCCACAGCAUUGGAACACGGGAUGAUGACUUUCUGGGUGGUAUGGAGUGCACACUUGGUCAGAUUGUGGCUCAGAAAAAAAUGGUGAAGCCUUUGCUACUUAAAUAUGGAAAAUAUGCUGGAAAGUCCACUAUUACAAUCCAUGCUGAAGAAAUUUCUGGUAACAAUGGAUAUGUUGAACUUUCCUUUUGUGCAAAGAAAUUGGAUGACAAGGAUCUUUUCAGCAAGUCUGACCCGUUCUUGGAGAUUUACAGGGUGAACGAUGAUGAAACCGAACAGCUUGUACAUAGAACGGAAGUAAUCAAGAACAACCUGAACCCUGUAUGGGAGCCAUUUAAAGUCUCCCUUAUCUCCCUUUGCAGCUGUGAUGAGGACAGGAAGUUAAAGUGCCUAGUGUGGGAUUAUGACUCCAGGGCAAAGCAUGACUUCAUUGGCGAGUUCUACACCACGUUCAAAGAAAUGCAGCAAGCUUCUGGAGAACACAAGGUCACAUGGGAUUGUGUGAACCCAAAGUACAAAGUAAAAAAGAAGAACUACAAGAACUCUGGCCUGGUCAUCCUAACUGAGCUUAAGCUCCACAGAGUCUACUCUUUUCUGGAUUACAUAAUGGGUGGAUGCCAAAUACACUUUACAGUCGCCAUUGAUUUUACAGCAUCAAACGGAGACCCCCGCAAUAGCUGCUCCCUCCACUACAUCAACCCCUACCAGCCAAACGAGUAUCUGAAAGCUUUGAUAGCAGUGGGAGAGAUCUGCCAGGAUUAUGACAGUGACAAAAGAUUCUCAGCUCUUGGCUUUGGUGCCAGAAUUCCACCCAACUAUGAGGUCUCACAUGACUUUGCCAUUAAUUUCAACCCUGAAGAUGAUGAAUGUGAAGAGAUUCAGGGAGUGGUAGAAGCCUACCAGAACUGCCUGCCCAAGAUCCAGCUUUAUGGUCCCACUAAUGUGGCUCCCAUUAUCAGCAGAAUAUCAAAACAAGCAGCUGGAAAGGAGCCCAUAAAAGAUGCCUCUCGAUACAACAUCCUGCUGAUACUCACUGAUGGUGUGGUGACUGACAUGGCAGACACACGUGAGGCCAUUGUGCGUGCCUCCUACCAGCCCCUGUCCAUCAUUAUCGUGGGGGUUGGGAAUGCUGACUUUACUGACAUGCAAAUCCUGGAUGGGGACGAUGGUGUCCUUCGAUCUCCUAAAGGAGAACCUGUUCUAAGGGACAUUGUGCAAUUUGUACCCUUCAGAGACUUCAAAACGGCGUCCCCUGCUGCACUGGCGAAAUGUGUGCUGGCUGAGGUACCCAAGCAGGUAGUUGAGUACUUCACUCACAAGGCAAUUCCUCCAAUGAAUCCAGUGUUAGACUCAGCCCCCAGCUCCAUCGCCAACACCCCAGAUUAACACUUUAACCAGACCGUGACAUCGGCUCAGUCUCUGUACAUCUACCCAUGCUGAACGGCCGAGAGAAAUGUGAGAGGACUGCCACUGAGAAAAAAAAGAACAUCAACACUACAUUUAUAGUGCCAACUGCCAUUUUUCCUGUUCAUACAUACAAUGCUGAUGUAGAUGGGGGACUGGUUGUACAGUAUGGAUAAUGUCUGCUUUUGGAUAAAGGCUGCCACAUUUACAGAACUCUGAUCCCUGCUGGCUUUCUGCCAAGGCUGUUAUUUCAGUCCUGUGUCUUGCAGAAUUUUUCUUUGCACUGCCCACUGUUCAUGUUUUUCCUGCCCUAUUUUGAGCUAUUCACUGGAUACUUAUCACCCUGCUGUUGGCUGUAACCGACAGGAUUAUGUGUGAAAUGAUGAUUAUUA
Messenger RNA from Trichomycterus rosablanca, 2090 nucleotides. RefSeq names its product copine VII (gene cpne7). The transcript has 15 exons. The record is from RefSeq and is a predicted model, not a curated record. The coding region runs from base 1 to 1680 and encodes 559 amino acids. Gene Ontology annotation, biological process: cellular response to calcium ion. Lineage: Eukaryota; Metazoa; Chordata; Actinopteri; Siluriformes; Trichomycteridae. Gene Ontology annotation, cellular component: plasma membrane. Gene Ontology annotation, molecular function: calcium-dependent phospholipid binding.